AUGAUAGAGAUAUCGGUGAUGAUGAUGAUAGAGAUAUUGAAGAUGAUAGAGAUAUCGGUGAUGAUAAUGAUAGAGAUAUUGAUAAUUAUGAUGAUAGAGAUAUUGACGACGAUGAAGAUAGAGGUAUUGGUGAAGAAGAUAAUAAUGAUAUUGGUGAAGAAAAUAACGAUGGUAUUGGUGAAGAAGAUAAUAAUAGUAUUAGUAAAGAUAAUGGUAAUAUAGACAUCGGCAAUGAUGAUUGUGAUAUUGAUGAUAGUAAUAUCAAUGAAAAAAUAGAUAUUAGUAACGGCAAUAAAACAAUGAAUGAUGAUGAGGAUUUAGAAACCUACCUAUAG
Molecule: messenger RNA, 335 nt
Organism: Racocetra persica
Lineage: Eukaryota; Fungi; Glomeromycota; Glomeromycetes; Diversisporales; Gigasporaceae
Source: the annotation of a GenBank genome assembly